Molecule: messenger RNA, 3214 nt
Organism: Ectocarpus sp. CCAP 1310/34
Lineage: Eukaryota; Phaeophyceae; Ectocarpales; Ectocarpaceae
Source: the annotation of a GenBank genome assembly
UAUUCCAGGAGAGGUAGAUAGGAAAGAGUUUACGUCAAGGUGCCUUUGACCCAACGAACCCGGAGUGUAUGCGACUGCAGGAAACAAUCGCUCAUAAGUGACAAGUGGCAAGUCUUUCGAAGGGCGGAGGGAAGUUUAUUUACUGCGUUCGCUGCUGGGACCUUAGCUCAAAUCGGCGUGUUCGGACGAAAAGGAUAAAAGAGUGCGGAGAAAUCGACGACGACCUGAAACGAUGUCGACAAGUGUCAACAACGACGUUGAGCACGGCGGGGGGGAUUAUGCGAGCAUGCCGCUGCUCCCUCUGGCCGUAGACUCUGCGGAGCAUGCCAUCCAGGCUGGCGACGAUGAGAAUAAGAGCCGAUACUCCCCCCACAGGGGGUGGGCGUGCGCUUUCAAGGUCAACGUGCUCGUGACGGUGCUGGCCGCCUUUUGGUUUGGCUUCGAGGGGCUAGAGGCCCUAGCGAACGACUCCCUCUCUGGGCAGGGGCGCCGGCGGCUCAUGCACAACGAGCAUGGGGAUGACCACUCGCACCACCACCACUACCACAACGGCGGCGAAGGCGAAGAAGGACACGGAGGGGUACACCUCAGCAACGUGAUCGUCGGGGGCGUGGCCCUCCUCGGCAUCGCCUCCCUCGUCUCGUUCGGCAUGCUCCACUCCCUCUUCCGCUGCGGCCGCGGCUUCCUGGCCGCCUCGUACGCCGUUUUCGUCGGCAUCUUCGGCGCCGCCGCCGGCGUGAUGUUCCUCGUGGGCGCCGUCCCCGCGGCCGUGAUGUUCUCGGUCGUGUUUGUGUUCGGGCUGGUGGCCCUGCGGCGCAGGAAGCACCGCUUCGCAUUCGGCUCCGCCAACCUCAAGGUCGCGUCCAUGGCCAUCAGGGACAUGCCCUGGACCUACCGCUCCGCCAUCCUGAUGGGCAUCGUGCAGUUCCUGUGGUGCGUGGUUGCCGCGAUCGCCGCCCUGGGUUCCUUCGUCGCCCUCGAGACGGUCGCCGCCCCGGACGGCUCGUCGCACCGCGCGAUCUACUGCUUCGAAUCCGCGGACUCGUGUAUGUGCAACGGCACCAAGAUCUCCGACGGGGAGUGCGAGUUCAGCGGCCUCGGCCUCCCCCUGAUGAUCGUCUGGCUGUGCUCUAUGGCUUGGGGCUGCGGCGUCAUUCGUAACGUGGUCGCUUGCACGGUCUCCGGCUCUGUUGCCUCGUGGUGGUUCACCCCCGAAGAGGACCCGACUCCGGUUAAGGGGGCGUUCCACCGGGCCACCACCUCCUCUUUCGGGUCGCUGUGCAAGGCAGCGGCGAUCCAGCAGCUCGUCGCCGCCGCCUGCAAGGUCGCGCAGCGCGUGCUCCGCUACGUGCCCUGCGCCACGACGCUCCUGGCGUGGGUCAACAAGGCCGCCAGCUACGUCCUCGCCUACACGGUCGCCUUCGUCGGCAUCUACGGUCUCAGCUUCAACGAAGCCGGUGGCCGGGUCCGCGAGAUGUUCCAGCGCCGCGCCGUGACCACCCUGGCCAACGACAUCGUGGUCGAGGUGGGGCUCCGCCUUCUCGCCCUGUCCGCCACGGUCGUCUACGUACUCCUGACCGGCGUCAUGAUGUUCGGCGCCUUCAUGCGCGUGGACGGCGAUAGUUCGAUGGUGGACUCGGUGGAGUUCUGGUCGAUUGUGGGACCCCAGAUCUUCGGCGUGGUGGCCCUGGCGUUCCUGGUGUCGACGGUGCUGGAGGUGGUGCGGUCCGGGUUCAAGGCCGUGUUCGUCUGCUUUGUACAGGACCCCGAGGUGCUCGCCGAGAAGCACGGACACGAGGUUCACGCCGAGCUGCAGUCGGCGUGGCAGCACAUGCACGGCACCUCGCAGGAAAACGGCGACGGGCAGUCCGCCAUCGGUCAGUCGCAGUAGAGCCUGGUCGUCGUCUUCCCCCGUCUUCCCCCUGCCUCAUAAGCAGAAGCAGUGUGACUGAUAGGCUACCGUUCGAGUAAGCAUGCCACUCGUCAAGGGCCGCGAGCGGCACUUUUGCUAAACAGAAGCAGUGUGAGUUUGGGUGCAGGCAGGCUACCGUUCGCGCGAGUGAGAGACCCCCCCCCCCCCCCCCCCCCCCCCCCCCCCCCCCCCCCCCCCCCCCCCCCCCCCCCCCCCCCCCCCCCCCCCCCCCCCCCCCCCCCCCCCCCCCCCNNNCCCUUUUAUCUCUCUCUCUCUCUAUCUUGCGUGUGGACGAUGUUGGUACCAUCGAACCACCCGCCCCAGCAGUUGUGGCUUAUUCUUUCUGGUGGGCAGUCGAGCGCCCGCUUUCCACGCGCGAAAGGCGGUUGGCUUGCCUUGAAUUGUGGUUAUGUGUGUUUUUUUUCUCGGUCUUUGUUUCAUUUUCGUUCUGAGUUGGAUAAUGUAGAUGGCGGCGGCGGGGGGCGGAGGCGCAAUGGCGCACCAGAGGAGCGAUUGCGGCAUUAAAUGGCGGCCGGCAUCCGGCAGGGGCCCCCGUCAGAGGCAACGCUCGCGUUGCUUGGUGAGCCAUCCGCCGGCCCCCCUUCCCUUUAUCGUAGGCUUGUACAUAAACAUAUCGGUAAGGCCUACGUGAUAGGUAUGUUGUUUUUAUUUUUGUUUUGGCGCAUCAGGCCUGCGUGAUACCACGUGCGCAGGCUGUUCCAUGUUUUCGCACAUCAGGCCUAUCGUGUGUGAUGCGUACAUGUGAUGUCUUUGUAUUCUAGCGCUGGAAGCCUGCCGUGUCAUGGUGAGAGUGCGACCGACGCACCAUUUCUCUCGUCGUGACGCCGAAUCAAAUGGAGGGUGGCAGCCAGGAGGCGCCGUCGUUGCCCAUCCAUCCCCAUCGAGAUUUUUUACGGGCCUAGAGCUUCUGUGCAUUUUUUUUUGUCAUAUGCUACAUAGGUCGUUUCGUAUGUCGUUGUAAUCCCCAACAUUCUGGGGUCAUUGGAAGCGAUAUUUUUGGCAACAAAUUAAGAUUCACCUUGGAAGUCUCCGGUUUGGUCACUUCCAACGAUUCAAUCAUUUUGACGCAUAACAUCGAAUAUGUCUUUCUUUCUCAUCGAAGCUACAAUACUUUUGUCGAUCGAUAACUACUGCAGAGCUUCAACCUGGCUUUCUAAACAGGCCUGGCCAGGUUUAGUGAUGUCAUAUGCGUGGCACCCUUCUAUGCAAGGAUUCUACAGCAUCUACUCUUGGACGCAUGUGUGGUGGCGUUUUGGCGAGAACCGGCGGUCGCGUCGCAAA